Oldenlandia corymbosa var. corymbosa is the source of this 1146-nucleotide messenger RNA. NCBI's taxonomy places the organism in Eukaryota, Viridiplantae, Streptophyta, Magnoliopsida, Gentianales, Rubiaceae. The record is from the annotation of a GenBank genome assembly.
AAGAUAGUGUUUAAAAACUGGGCCUGGCCUGAAGCUUACGAGCUCAAUGGCGGCAAAGAAUCGAAAAUAGAAGAAGAACCUCAGCAAUAGAUUCCAAUCUUGUUCUCCAUCCAAGCGGUCGCUGUAAUUCGUAAAAGAGCCUGAAUAAUAAGGUGAAAAAAAAUUCGGAUUGAAUAUGGAUGAUGGUCCAACUGGAGGGGAACCCACUUCAUGGGAGGAGCUUUAUAAUAUAAACUUGGUUCCUUCACAGUUGUUCGUCAAGUUCAGGAAAGAAAUUGAAGGGUUUCGUGUUGGUGUCAAUUUGGAGUUCUACAAUGCUCCAGCAAACGAUUACCAUGCAAAGCUGGUAUUGAAGCCUUUGGCUCAUGACAAAAAAUGGAAGUUUAUGUAUGAGCCUUUAGCUCAGGAUGUGCGGCUUAUUUCAAAGAAGAUUCCGAUAACUAAGUUCCUGAACCUUCAGGUGGGAAUAGGCCAUAGCUUUCAAUUGCAUGCCACAGGUUGGAAGUGGAAGCUUACAACUUGUUUGGGUGGAGAUGGAGUGUCUAGAAUUCGGAACAAAACAACACUCGGCUUGUGUCCUGGUUUGGAUUUCCGUUUCGGGUGGAGAGCAGAUUAUGUGUUUCCAGAAAUUACUGGGGCCAUGGGAACUGGUGAACCUCUGUUCAACAUGAACUCUGGAAAACUACAAGCAUCACUAGACAGAAUUGAGACCAUUUUUACACAUUCCACGUAGCUGAUGUAAAAUGAUUGUGAACAUGGUAGAUUUGGAUCCCAAAUUUUCGAGAUGAUCUGUGUUUAUUUGGGCUGUGUGCUAGUAUAUAAAACGUCUGCUUCUGCUGAUGAGCUGAUGUUCUUGUCAAACACCAACAACAAGAAUGAUGUGAAUUUUUGCAGAAACACCUGCACCUUGAAUUAGUAAAAAAAUGCGUGGAUGGUAACAUCUUUGAACCUUCAGCGUUCAGAUUCCUACUCGAACCACCCGCCAAAACGAUGUCAAGAAACAAGAUUCUUAUCUAACAUGGCAUCCGUUAAACACUUGUCAACCGCAUGUGUAUACACUUGAUAAAUAAGUCUGGUUUCGUCUUUUCAAAUUGCGACUCAAUCUCAAUCUCAGUUCUAAGAGUGCAUUGAGCACCAAUCCUCUAG